Molecule: messenger RNA, 3999 nt
Organism: Sebastes umbrosus (honeycomb rockfish)
Lineage: Eukaryota; Metazoa; Chordata; Actinopteri; Perciformes; Sebastidae
Gene: dpy19l1l
Product: dpy-19-like 1, like (H. sapiens)
Exons: 23
Coding region: 401-2302 (633 amino acids)
Cellular component (GO): nuclear inner membrane
Molecular function (GO): mannosyltransferase activity
Source: RefSeq, a predicted model, not a curated record
UAACGCUCCAGCAGAGGUCGCAGCAUCACUAGAUUUCUACUUUUAGUGUCUGAAGCGAGGAAACCAGUGAAAAGCAUCACUCAGAAAGCAGACCGGGAAGAGUCCAGCGACCCAGACUCAGACUGCUGACCGCGACAGGAGCCCGCUUGUUGUGUCUCCUCCUGGUAAAAGUAGCUCUCGCAGAGCAGCAGGCAGAGAGAGCAAAGCUUUCAACAGCUCUCAUCAAAACGGGCUGUCUGGUAUCAGACACAAGCUGGGGCUAACAACUCCCUCUGCGGUGGUGAAGCUGGGCAUCACUCUCCUCCUCGCUGCUCUGACUGGGUAUCUCCACUGGCAUCACCUCACACAGCUGUUUGAGAAUGACAGACACUUUUCACACUUGUCAAACCUGGAGAAGGAAAUGGCUUUCCGGACAGAAAUGGGUCUGUACUAUUCCUACUACAAGACCAUUAUUGACGCUCCCUCUUUCCUGGAAGGCCUCCACAUGGUCAUGAACGAUCGGCUGACAGAGUACCCCCUGGUUAUUAACACACUGAAGAGAUUCAAUCUCUAUCCCGAGGUGGUCCUGGCCAGCUGGUACCGGAUGUACACAGGUAUAAUGGGAUACUUUGGGAUUCCCACAAAGAUGUGCUGGUCCAUCAACAGAGGAGAGGGACUCACUCCUGUGGACAGCUGUGAAGGGAUGGGCGACCCUGCGUACUUCUACGUGACCUUUGUGUUCCUGCUGAACGGCGCGAUGAUGAGCCUGUUCUUCAUUUACGGCGCCUACCUCAGUGGCAGUCGACUGGGCGGCAUUGUUACCACGACGUGUUUUUUCUUCAAUCACGGCGAGAGCACUCGUGUGAUGUGGACUCCGCCCCUGAGGGAGAGCUUUGCCUACCCCUUCUUAGUCCUGCAGAUGCUCCUUCUCACCUACAUCCUACGGACACGGAACCCGAGCAGGACAGCCAUGGUCGCCCUGGGCAUCUCCAAUCUGUGCUUUAUGCUGCCUUGGCAGUUCGCCCAGUUUGUGCUGCUCACUCAGGUGGCUUCUCUGUUUGCUUCUUACAUCCUGGGUUACCUUGGCGCCGCCAAGAUGCAGUCCAUCCUGGUCACUCAUAUGAUCACUCUCGGCGUCUGCUUCGUCCUCAUGUUUGGCAACUCCAUGCUGCUCACGUCCUUCUACGCCUCCUCGCUCAUCUCUAUCUGGGCAAUCAUUGCAUUGAGGGAUCGAUUUGCUCAAGUCUUCAAACCUGGCGUCGUCACCUGGGUCAUGCAGGUUUUGGCUUGGGUCGGCUCCACAGUUCUGCUCAAAUUCAUGCUGUCCACAGUCCUCUGUGCCUCAGAUGAUGCUCACAUCAGUGGACUGAUCAAGUCUAAGUUCACGAGCUACAAGGACUUCCACACUCUGAUGUACACUUGUGCUGCAGAAUUUGACUUCAUGGAGCUGGAGACCCCUAUACGUUACCUCAGAACGUUGCUGUGUCCCAUCAACAUGCUGGUGGUUGCUAUCAUCGCUGGGAGGACUGUCCAGGAUAUAGUCCGGUUCCUGAGGGACGGAGGGAAGACGUCUGUCAAGCCUGAGGAUGUGGAUGAAGCUGCAGGGUCUGAAAUAGCAGCAAAAGGAGAGCUGGUGUACCACAGCCUGCAGCUGGUGGCGUUUGCUGUCCUGGCUGUCCUCAUCAUGCGUCUGAAGCUCUUCCUGACGCCCCACAUGUGCAUCAUGGCCUCGCUCAUCUGCUCCAAACAGUUGUUCGGCUGGGUCGGAGAGAGGUUUAAACACCAGGUUGCCGUGUUUGCAGUCAUGGCCAUCAUGGCCAUACAGGGAGUGGCCAACCUGCAGGCCCAGUGGGGGAUCAUCGGAGAGUUCAGCAACCUGCCUCAGGAGGAGCUUCUGGACUGGAUCCAGGACAACACCCGUCCUGAUUCCGUGUUCGCUGGAGCCAUGCCCACCAUGGCCAGCGUGAAGCUUUCCACAGGUCGACCCAUCGUCAACCAUCCCCACUAUGAAGACGCUGGUCUGAGGGAGAGAACCAAGCUGGUGUACUCCAUGUACAGCCGCAUGUCUGGAGAAACAGUGAAGGGGAACCUGAUGACGCUGGGAGUGGAUUUCUUUGUCUUGGAGGAUUCCUGGUGCACCAGGCGAACCAGGCCCGGGUGCAGCAUGCCAGAGAUCUGGGACAUUGAGGAUCCCGAAAACGUUGGUAAAAUUCCCCUGUGCACCCACAUGUCCAGGAGCUCACGACCCUACUUCACCACAGUCUUUUCCAAUGACAUUUACAAGGUUCUCAAAGUCCCCAAAGCUACCAAAGAUCUCAGAUAACACCGUGAGAUGGACUGGUUCCGCACUAGUUGUGCUUUCCACCACUUCUUUUUUUUUUUUUUUUUUUAACAUUUUUACAGGUUUUGAUCAGUCACUGCCAUUGCUGCUUUUUACUGAAACCCCCACAGUUCCCCUUUUUUGCGGUGCUCUGAUUCACUUGAGCGGUUGGACAGGCCAAAAUAACUUGCCAUGAGUCUCUUCACUCUUGGUGCGCUCAUAGUUCUCAGUAUUUGUGACUUAAAGGAACUCCCUGUUCCCCACAUUUUGCCAAUCAUUCUUAUUGCUGCAUCUUUGUCAUCCAGCGACGUUCCCAUUACGUCCAUUGGUGCCCAAGUGAAAGCCGAAAGUUGCCCUAGCGCUUCAUUUAGUUUGAUGCUUUGGUUCUGUUAUAUAGAAUCCUUAGUUUAAGGAACAUUGUCCUAAAAGAGAUGCUGUUCAUACAUCAGUAUUGUUUCUUACUGUAUAGAAUUCAUUUUCUUUCACUUUCACACAAGUAGUACAUUUUGUCUGGCCGGACCAAUCAAUGAUGUCCACAUACUGUGAAGCAAUACCUUGACAAAAGCUAACUUUUUCUGUUGUUAUGCACAGUGUUAAUCUCUGAAAAGAUUUUUCAGUAGUACACAAUUUUUUUUAAUUUAUUUGUGUGAGUAUUUUUAAUGCAAAUUUCAAGGUGUUAAAGGAAUAGUUCACCCAAAUACAAUACAAAUCGUAUAUAGUACUCACUCACUCCUAGGCUCUCUAUGGUCCCAGAAAAAAAUAGUCUUAUCGACUGGCGUUAAGGAGAGCUGAGUGCCCGAAAAAUGAAAGCAUAUCAGUGCAAACAGAAUUUGACUGAGGGCGAACAAAAGACAGAAAAAAAGGUUAUAAAACGUCUGAAAAAUGUUGUAAAAAUCCCUGUACAGCAUUAUCCAAUUGUCUUGUAUCCAUUCAUGGGCUCAUGGAAAUCCAAACACAACUAUUUUUACGAAACUAUUGCUAGACAAAGCAUUUCCGGAUUAUCCUCCCGUGAAGGAAUUUAUUGUGCACUUGUGUGCGUUUACUCACUCGUGCUUUGAAUUGAUGACCCGCCUACGAGUAAAUGCGCACACGCCGAUGUUAUAACCUCUUUUGCUGUCUUUCGUUCGGCCUCCAAUGUUCUUUCAUUUUUUGGGGCGUUUCACUCUUUUUCUGGGACCAUAGAGAGCCUAGGGAGGUGAGUACUAUAUACAAUUUAUAAUGUUUUUGGGUGAACAAUUCCUUUAAGACAUUUUUUUUAGAAGCCAACAGUGUUUUAAGAGUCUUGGAACCACAGGGGGAAAUUCUGUUCUUGUGAUUUGAAGCUUUUACAAAUAUUUUUACUACAUAUCAUUCAGCCUUAGCGUCCAGAUGGAAUUGGUGCCAUGCCAUUGUUCCGAUGGCCCAUUAUUCCAAAAACCCCAAUAGUCAAAAAAAUUUCCCAUUCGACCAAAGCCUAUUUGUCUGAAAGCCUGUUACCCCAAUAAAAAAAACGCCCAUUGUUCCGAAGGCCCAUCGCUCCGAAAAUACAAACUCUCCGUGCAAUGAACAGAAGCACAUGGCUAAUUAUUAUACAAAAUGAUGUCAUUGGACCUUUUCGGUCCCGUUUUUUUUUUUUUUUUUUUUCGACCAAGGCUAAACCUAACUAAUCUCACUCCCCAUGCCAAAAGGUAACCAAUCCAACCAGCGAAGGCAAUGAGUAA